AUGAAUGAUUCACCUGCACCAGCCGUCAACGCUGCCAACACCAACGCCGACCAACGACCCUCGUGGAUGGAAUCCUCUCCAUGGGUAUCCGGCGAUCCCCUUCGAUACCCAUUGCCGGGAGCAGAAGAUCCAUGGGGAAAAUGCCACCAACUCGUAAAGGACUACGACGAAGCACGGUGUGGUCGAUGGAAAGACGAGCUUCAGAACUUGUUGAUCUUCGCGGGUCUCGCGUCCGCUGUUGUUACCGCCUUUGCUGUUGAAACUCAAAAGCUCCUUCAGGAAGACGCCCAGGAUACAGCUGCCCUCCUCCUUGCUCGGAUCUCUGCUCAAAUCGGCUUAAAUGCAUCAUCCAGCACCUCAUUCACACCGCUUCAAACCACUCUUACGCCAUUCUCUGCGACACGCCAAGCCAUACGCAUCAACGCACUCGUAUUUCUCAGUCUCGCCCUUUCUCUGGCAACAGUACUAUUUGGCACUCUUACCCUCCAGUGGAUUCGCGAAUUUCAAAGGAAAGACAGUUUGUCUCAUACAGAUUCGUUGGUGAUAAGGCAGAUUCGUUUCGAUGGAUUGGUGCAGUGGAAGGUCCCCCAAAUUGUUUCCUUCCUACCGGUCAUCCUCCAGAUCGCCCUUCUUUGCUUUCUUGCAGGAUUAGUCGACUUCCUGGCGCCUGUAAACCGAUCCGUUGCCAUAAUCGUCGGCGUUGUCGUUGGUCUCACUUUCAUUCUCACCAUGGCAGCCACUGUGCUUCCCGCAUUUCAGAGCCUCUACUACGUGGUGCUAUUCCCUCGUCGCGACAUUGCUCAAUGCCCAUACAAGUCUCCUCUAUCAGGAAUGUUCUUCAGAUUAUUCUUUGCCCCCUUUUCAUUCUUCUUGGGGGUCCCUGUGACAAGACUUGAUCAUCAGCUUACAUUGCAGAGCUUAGCACGUUUCGUCAACGCAAAGAAUUGGGCAGACUACAAUCACAUAUGGAAAACUUACACCCACACCACGGCAGACUCACCGCUGGUGUGGGCCGCCAGGACCUUCUCGCAAAACCUCGAAGCCCUCUACGCCAUUUAUCACUGCUUCCAAGGGGUUGAUCUUCAGACAAAAUGGAAAGCAUAUUGGCGAAUAGAGGCUUUACCUCAAGAUCCUCCGCUCUUCAUCGGAAACCUCGAGCCGCGAGAGCAAGAGCUCUUGCGUGAUUUAGCCACAGAAGGAAUUGUCCGCCUCCUUACGACAGACCAAGAUUCUGACUCCUUCACAUUGCACCACCUCGAGUUGUACAAUCGAAUCACGGCGUCAGCUUCGGAUUUUAGUCAAGUCAUGACGAACCCUGAUUCCCGGCAGUGGUUAAAGAACUGUAAACCAAAACCCCCUAACACAUCCUGGUCUCCAGUGAACCCCGCGCGCUACUACUUCAGUGCCUGA
This is a messenger RNA of Cyclocybe aegerita, 1410 nucleotides long. NCBI's taxonomy places the organism in Eukaryota, Fungi, Basidiomycota, Agaricomycetes, Agaricales, Hemipholiotaceae. The record is from the annotation of a GenBank genome assembly.